Messenger RNA from Oncorhynchus masou masou (cherry salmon), 6055 nucleotides. RefSeq names its product band 4.1-like protein 4B. The record is from RefSeq and is a predicted model, not a curated record. NCBI's taxonomy places the organism in Eukaryota, Metazoa, Chordata, Actinopteri, Salmoniformes, Salmonidae. The coding region runs from base 1371 to 3680 and encodes 769 amino acids. Gene Ontology annotation, cellular component: cytoskeleton. Gene Ontology annotation, molecular function: cytoskeletal protein binding. The transcript has 24 exons.
UUCCUCCUGAGUGGAGGCUAUAUAGCCUUCCUAAUAGUGGCCCUCGGCUAGUUCCUCCUGAGUGGAGGCUAUAUAGCUUUACUAAUAGUGGCCCUUGGCUAGUUCCUCCUGAGUGGAGGCUAUAGAACUAGGCCUUUUCUAGACUAGAGAAAUUGACUCGUCUGUCUGCAUUGUUGGGAGAGUGUUGAGGCUUUCGGUGGAUUCACAGUAGAGAUGAACACUGCCAGAGCCACCACACACUACACCCGCUCCCACCUUCCCUAAAUUAUUGACACACUGAAUAAACACACUGACAUCUACUUGGAGCUCUUUGUCUGUUUGUUGACGGGGUAAAAGUCAGUUGAUCGUAUCUUACAUUCUCAGAGUGAAUUUUACAGAUGAAAAAUGUGAUAUCAGGUCCAUUGUUAUGUAUAUUUGUGGUCUGUGGAGUCGCCUGCACAUAUCAAAACAUUUUAGGAGUGGAGUCCUACAGGCUGCAGUGCAGUUAGACCCCAUUUAAACACAUUCCUGUUACCUGCCUUAGAUGCACGCUCCUGUUCAGUGUCAACAUAAGUCCCAGACCAUGUUGUACAGUCUACUGAUAUCAUAGAUUUGAGGGGCAGAGUAGCCAUUACUACUAAACAACCAUAGCAGGCAGAUAUCCGGAGUUAGUCAAAGGAAUAUAUUUGUCUUAGGAGAGGUGAACUCUGCACUGUCACUGGUGUGUGCGUUUCUUUCUGCUUGAAUCCCUCGGCUAAACCAUAAUCCUACCAGUUUGUUCUGAAAUUGCAUUAUUUUUUGCUUGUCCUCAACAUUACAUUGUCCCUCUUUUUGUUUGUCCUCCACCGCGCUGACCGUGGUGUCGCCUCUGGCCGGCAGGGAGCGCUGCUUCGCUGACAGCCUGGCCCCAGUAUAGAAAACAAAAAAAGUUUGUUGUGCGUUGUUUUACGCAGGCGCAAAGCAUGCUGUUUGUCCCGUUUCUCUGGUUGACUUACCUGUGAGGUGGAGCAGCUUCGGUUCUUCGUGAGAGGAUUAAAUAAUAUCGACCACGGGUUUGGGUAAGCGCGUCCCGGGAGACUAACCUCAUUCCUCGGUAUAUGAGACUAUAGGGACGCCCGCUGCGGAGCUGCUCGAGAUUUCUCCAGGAUUUCAGAAUCUGUGCAACAGCAGGUGCGCGAGCGAGGACAAACGGCGAGAGGAGACGAGGGGGGGGUGCGUGCUUCCGUGAGAUUCAGCGGCAGCCUGAAGCCUCCGUGCCUGCGGUGAGGGACUCUUCGCCCCGGGGUGGGGGCAGUGGGACAAACGCCACACACAUUGUUUCCGUGGAGUAAGCCUCCCCGUGGACACCGAACACGGUGCUCGCGCUGUGGGUAGAAUUAACAAUUGGAAAGAUGAUGGGCUUCCUACGCCGGACGUUCAUCCACCGCUCGCGCAGACGGUUUCAGACAGCAGAUGAGUGGGACGGGAAAGGAAGAGGGGGAACCGCGAACCCCGCGCUCCUCGCGCACCAGCAGCAGGUCGUCCACGCGCCCGCCGUGGUGACCGGGGGAGCGGCCGUGCACAUCCCAGCGGCUGGGACCGAGAAGGAUGCAAUCACCUGCCGCGUGCUGCUGCUGGAUGGGUCGGACCUUAACGUGGAUAUACCAAAAAGGUCAAAAGGCCAGGAGCUGUUUGACCAGAUCAGGUAUCAUCUGGACCUGGUGGAGGCUGACUACUUUGGACUGCAGUUCAUGGAUCCAGAACAAGUCUCACACUGGCUGGAUGUGUCCAAGCCCAUAAAGAAACAGAUCAGAGAUGGUCCUCCAUACAGACUGUUUUUCAGGGUGAAGUUCUACUCCUCAGAGCCCAAUAACCUACAUGAGGAGUUCACCAGGUACCUGUUUGUGCUGCAGCUUCGACAAGACAUUCUGUCCGGCAAGUUGAAGUGUCCAUAUGAUGUCUCAGUAGACCUGGGGGCCUACUGCUUACAGAGUGAGCUGGGGGACUGUGACCCUCUAGAGCAUUCUCCUGAGCUGGUGUCAGAGUUUCGCUUCACACCCAAACAGAGUGAGUCCAUGGAGGCAGACAUCUUUAACAAGUGGGUGGACCUAAGGGGUAAGGAUCCAUCCCAGGCAGAGACCAGCUUCCUCAACAAAUGUAAAUGGCUGGAGCUGUACGGAGUGGACAUGCACUUUGUCAAGGGAAGGGACGGAGCAGAGUACGCUCUGGGUCUGACUCCCACUGGCAUCCUGGUGUUUGAGGGCUCCACCAAGAUAGGCCUCUUCUUCUGGCCCAAGAUCACCCGCCUGGAUUUCAAAAAAAGUCGACUCAUCCUAGUGGUGACGGAGGACGAUGAUCAGGGGCGGGAGCAGGAGCACACCUUUGUGUUCCAGUUGGACAGUUCAAAGACGUGUAAACACUUGUGGAAAUGUGCCGUGGAGAGCCACGCCUUCUUCCGGCUGCGCCAGCCCACAGCUGGGAAGGCCUCCAGCAGUGACUUCACACGCCUUGGUUCACGUUUCAGGUUCAGUGGAAAAACUGAGUACCAGGCGACCCACGGGGGGAGGCUGAGGAGGGCCAGUACGUUUGAGAGGCGACCCAGCAAGAGAUACCCCUCUCGCACUCACUCACUGGGUGGCAAGGCCCUCUCUCCAGCCAAACCACCACAUAUCAGCGCCCACACCAGCCCCGAACCUAGUCUACACCCAUACCAGCGUAACAUCCCUAUAGCCCAUGAGCCUUGGCACCCAGCCCUCACACCCCCCAUCUACCUACAACACUCAGGACACACAUCCCCGCACAGUUUCCCUCGGCGUGGUCCUGUCCUGGGAGGGGAGCAGCAGUUCAGUGUUGAGGAGAACGAGACACCGUACUCUGGAAGUAUACACCAUCGCCACCGCAGACACACACACUACGACAACAGCCAGGAGACUGACUGUCACACACACAAGAACAAACACAGAGCCCCUCCCUGUCCUGUAGAUGAGUUGGAGGUCUGUCUGCUCAACCCCCUGGAGACAGACAGCAACACCUCUCCCUGGCCUUCACUACAUGUCAACAUGGACAACAAGGCAGAGGAGAAGCAGUUGUCUGAGAAGUCUCUCCAGCCCUCCUCUCCCUGCAGCCCUACAGACCAUCUCAAGUGUAACAUCUACAAAGCUCAGAUGGAGGCUGUCUAUAGAGAUGCUCCACUGAUGCCCAGAGGGAAGACCUGUAGUCAGGAGAUCAAUGACAGGUAUCAGAGCUCCUGUCAGGACUCUCAAGACUCUGCCACUUCCAGUCUGACCACAGAGAAAACCUCCCCCCGCCCCGACCACAACUCAACCACAGACAGACCCGCCAAGUCUAACCCUAACACCAACCGCAGGAAAAGACUGGUCAGACAGUUCAGCUUUAACCAUGAUGACGAGGAUAAUCUCCCAGAGGCCCUUGCAGCGAUCUCUUCCCGGAGCACUGGGAAGUGUGGAUCUAACAACUCACUGGACAACCAGACACAACCCUCCAUAUACCCUCAGGAAACAAACACACAGAUGGACAUGCCGAUACUGGAGCUGAGGAGCCCAUGCCGUGAGCAUUCUCACUCUCCCCACCUCUCCCCCUCCUUCUACCACACCUCCAUCCCUCCCCUGGUACCCUGCCUCUCCUCUCACACCAACAGUGAGGAGGAGAUGAGGUUGGGCAGAGAGAAGAUUCUCAGGGCUCUCCUGAUGACGGAGCUCUGAGUCCGUGACCCCUAUGACAUCAUGGAUGCCGCAUGGACCUGGUGUGAGACGACCCUCAGGAGUCCCACGUCCACUGGCUGCACUCAGCAGUCAGCAUUUACUGUACAUAAUGCAGUCAACCUUUCUAGAUUUGCAUACAAAAGACUUUGCUUAACUGUUAUUUUAAAAGGAACAUGUUUUAUGUCUACCCACACUACACACCCUGUAAUAACAUGCUCCCACACUACACACCCUGUAAUAACAUGCUCCCACACUACACACCCUGUAAUCACAUGCUCCCACACUACACAUCCUAUAAUCACAUGCUCCCACACCACACGCUGUAAAAACAUGCUCCCACACUACACACCCUGUAAUAACAUGCUCCCACACUACACACCCUGUAAUAACAUGCUCCCACACUACACACCCUGUAAUAACAUGCUCCCACACUACACAGCCUGUAAUAACAUGCUCCCACACUACACACCCUGUAAAAACAUGCUCCCACACUACACACCCUGUAAUAACAUGCUCCCACACCACACACUGUAAUAACAUGCUCCCACACUACACACCCUGUAAUAAUAUGCUCCCACACUACACACCCUGUAAUCACAUGCUCCCACACUACACAUCCUAUAAUCACAUGCUCCCACACCACACGCUGUAAUAACAUGCUCCCACACUACACACCUUGUAAUAACAUGCUCCCACACUACACCCCCUGUAAUAACAUGCUCCCACACUACACCCCCUGUAAUAACAUGCUCCCACACUACACACCCUGUAAUAACAUGCUCCCACACUACACACCCUGUAAUAACAUGCUCCCACACUACACACCCUGUAAUAACAUGCUCCCACACUACACACCCUGUAAUAACAUGUUCCCACACUACACACCCUGUAAUAACAUGCUCCCACACUACACAGCCUGUAAUAACAUGCUCCCACACUACACACCCUGUAAUAACAUGCUCCCACACUACACACCCUAUAAUCACAUGCUCCCACACUACACACCCUGUAAUAACAUGCUCCCACACCACACGCUGUAAUAACAUGCUCCCACACUACACGCCUUGUAAUAACAUGCUCCCACACUACACCCCCUGUAAUAAUAUGCUCCCACACUACACACCCUGUAAUAACAUGCUCCCACACUACACACCCUGUAAUAACAUGCUCCCACACUACACACCCUGUAAUAACAUGUUCCCACACUACACACCCUGUAAUAACAUGCUCCCACACUACACACCCUGUAAUAACAUGCUCCCACACUACACACCCUGUAAUAACAUGCUCCCACACUACACACCCUGUAAUAACAUGCUCCCACACUACACACCCUAUAAUCACAUGCUCCCACACCACACGCUGUAAUAACAUGCUCCCACACUACACGCCUUGUAAUAACAUGUUCCCAUACUACACACCCUGUAAUAACAUGCUCCCACACUACACACCCUGUAAUAACAUGCUCCCACACUACACACCCUAUAAUCACAUGCUCCCACACCACACGCUGUAAUAACAUGCUCCCACACUACACACCCUGUAAUAACAUGUUCCCAUACUACACACCCUGUAAUAACAUGCUCCCACACUACACACCCUGUAAUAACAUGCUCCCACACUACACACCCUGUAAUAACAUGCUCCCACACUACACACCCUUUAAUAACAUGCUCCCACACUACACACCCUGUAAUAACAUGUUCCCACACUACACACCCUGCAAUAACAUGCUCCCACACUACACGCCCUGUAAUAACAUGCUCCCACACUACACACCCUGUAAUAACAUGCUCCCACACCACACGCCUUGUAAUAACAUGCUCCCACACUACACACCCUGUAAUAACAUGCCCCCGAGAGAAUCACAUAUCCCUGCAGACAAGACAGACAGACAGGCAGACAGAGGGACAGGUGACGAUGAAAGAUGAAUGUUAAAGUAGUAAGGUUACUGCUGCUACACAAUCAAAGCCCUAACUGUUUAAAUGAUGACACAAACAAUUUGUCAUGACUUAUUGUAUUGUCAUGUUGAUUUGCUCUGAUGAAACUGCUACAUGCUGGUAACUGUUCCCAGGUGAAAAGUUGCAGUACCGGUCUUGUCCUGUAGAUGGAGACAGACCCAAACAGACUGCAGCUUGGAUCAGUUGUAGUUGCCCAUAUCCACUACCUGGAUCAGGCCUUUUUACAUCCUCCUUGUGGUCAAUCUUAGAACUAAUCUGAUCCUAGGCCUGUGGUUACAUGGCACUAACUGGUGAGUUUGGGUCAGAGCUCAGGUUACAGCUCUGCCAUGUUUCUGUGCAGUUCCUUAUUGCUGUUCUUGUCUGUGUUCUAUACCCCUGUGUUUAACCUUAAUAAAGACAACAUGUGAACAAACA